GGGCAUUAUGACUGAAGAGCAAUUUGUUAACAUUGAUUUAAAUGAUGAUAAUGUUUGCAGCAUAUGCAAAUUAGGAACAGAAAGAGAGACACUUUCCUUCUGCCACAUUUGUUUCGAGCUAAGCAUUGAAGGAAUACCAAAGUUUGAUCUUCUUCAUACAAGAUCAUUAAGGGGACAUAGAGACUGCUUUGAGAAAUUCCACUUAAUAGCAAACCAGAGUUGCCCACAAUCAAAAUUGUCCAAAAGUACAUAUGCAGAAGUGAAAAACAUUUUGAGCAAAAAAAUUAAUUGGAUUAUACAGUAUGCACAGAACAAAGAUAGGGAUUUGGAUUCAGGAGGUUCGAAACCAACACAGCAUCGGAUUUUUAGUUUUAGACAUCAAAGAGAGAGAAAGUUACUUCCACAGUUUGAUUCCCAAGUCCCUAAAUAUUCUGCAAAAUGGAUCAAUGAAAGCUCUGGGAGUAUUACAAACUGUUCACAGAGUAUUCUAGAAUCAAGAGAAUCCAGUGAUUUUAGAUUUGACAUGUUGCAACAAAGAAGUGCACAAUUUUGUUGUAAUAAUUCAUUAUGGUCUAGUCAUAAUCAGUUAUCGGAAUUGGGAAAAACCAAAAAAGAUCCAGAUUCUUCUGUACGAAGAUUUCCACAAUACAGCAGAGAGCAGUUGAAUAUGAUGCCUCUGAGAGAAGUUGAGCAGCUGAAUGGGAAACUACUCAAACAAGUCCAUGAUGUGUUUGAAGAGUUAACGAAACAAGUACAAGAAAAAGACUCCUUGGCUUCUGAGCUUAAUGUCCGUCAUAUUGCUAUUGAACAACUGUUAAAGAACUGUUCAAAACUGCCAUGUUUACAGAUGGGACGGGCAGCCAUGAAAUCCAAUGUAUCCAUAUAGCCAUGGCAAACUUGCAUUUUCCACUUUUGCUUCUCUGUGAGUUAGACUUUGGGGAAAAACUUGCACAUUUGAGCAGUAUUUUGGGGGGAAAAUAAGCUUGUGGGUACACAAGGUAGCUAUAUGUAUUUGCAUUUUUAAAGACAAAAAUAAAGAUUGAUAGCAUUUUCAUUUUAUAUAAUCAUUUCCAGUAUUAGUUGAACUGUGUGAAUCCGUUGCUUCAUGGUACAAUGGGACACCAAGUCUUAAAAACAUGGUUGUUUAAGAGCCUCCCACAUGGUUAUGUGCAUGCAUACACAUUGUCCAAACAUCAUGAUAUGAUUACCAUCUCUAUACUUUGAGUAGUAUAUUUGAGUGAAUGCAAAAAAUCCCUCUAAAUUUUUUUUCCACCCUAAUAAAUAUUUUCCUUUGUCACAGAUUACCAAUAUUUCAGCUUAAUUUAACUAAUACUUCUAACCAUAUGUAAAUAACCUGGGAUAACAGGUGAAAUACAGUUUUAAGUAUUAAGAAAUAAUGGAACCACCAGUAUUCAUCUCAAUUUUUUUUAUUUAUUGCAAGCAAUAUUUUAUUACUGAAUUUUAUAAAAAAAGAAAACUAUUUUAGGUACUUUUCCACAUCUUUUUUAUAAGAGUUUUGAUUAUAAAUAGCAUUUUACCUGGUGUAAUAGGUGUUUACUCUUUUUUCAGGUCAAUGUAAAUUAUUUUUCAUGAUGGAAGUUGUUUUAAAAAAAGCUUGUUCCCAAAGACAUGAUCUCAGCAGUUGUAUAAUAUUACCUUUAAUUUUAAGAGUGUAUAAUUAUAUCAAGCAUCACAAAUUUAAGCCAAGAAUCUACUUUUGGAAUGAUGGUUCAGUCUUUGUUAAUAUAAGCAGAGCUCAACUUCAGUUUUAUAUGUGAAUUUCUAUUGUUUAUAAAAAUAAAUGGCUUUA
Thamnophis sirtalis is the source of this 1810-nucleotide messenger RNA. NCBI's taxonomy places the organism in Eukaryota, Metazoa, Chordata, Lepidosauria, Squamata, Natricidae. The record is from RefSeq and is a predicted model, not a curated record.